GUAUGCUGGUGGGCUUGGCUGACAUGUGAAGUAGGCAUCCAGUAACUGAUGGUCUGCAACCUUGAGGGGUGCAGCCUAUGUGAACGUCAGCUGAAAUGAGUCAUUUCCUGCAUGGAUACAAAGAAGAUGUGGACUUUCUUCAAGGAGCUUGAGUGGGAGAGAGGGGAUUGGGAUGUUCCUGUCGAUGGAUGAAAGAAAGUGUGCGAAGGAUUGUUUUUGUUUUACAGAAAGAGGGAGAAAAGAGAAAAGAUGAGGGGUACCACAAGAGGGAAAAAUAUAGUUUGGUCGUGACAGUAAAGGUUAAAAAGGAGUUUUCGCUAUGUGAAUAAAAGGGAAGAAAGAAAGAGCUAGAUGACUUGCAGAAAUUAUUUCUGAAACAUAAGUGAAAAGAAGAAGGAAGAGGUCAGAGAAGCGUAUAAAUAGAGAGAUAUUGUAUGUGCCGUCCAACGCAGAUGAAAGUUUGAGAGAGGAGGUUGAGUAGAAAAUUAGAGGGAAGGGAAAACCUGCAUGGAGCAGCCUGAAGAAACGGAGGCAGAGCUGUAAACACAUGGGUUGGAAAGCCAAGGAGGAAGAAAACACUGAACUGUCGCCGCUGUUUGAUGGAAAGCUGCACAACACAGCAGAUAGAUGUUUCCUCGCAUGGAGAUGAAACUUCAGCUGGAACAAAGAAAACAUAGGAGCUUGUCAUUCCCCUCAAGAUGAAGUCUUCCAAGAUUGAGGCAAAGGAGGCUUGUGAUUGGCUUCGAGCAGCAGGGUUUCCACAAUAUGCCCAACUCUACGAAGAUUCCCAGUUUCCAAUCAAUAUUUCCGCGGUGAAAAGGGACCAUGACUUUUUGGACCGAGAUCUAGUCGAACCUCUGUGUCGACGCCUCAAUACUCUGAACAAGUGUGCAUCCAUGAAGCUCGAUGUAAGCCACCCCAAGAAGAAGAGUGAUGACUCUGAUGAAGAUGAUCCUUUGGCUAUCAGUAAGAGGUGGACAUUUGAGUGGAACAGCCGCCGCUGGUCACGUCUGCAGGACUUUCUAUUGGACAGCACUAAUGAGAGCAGCCCAACGGGUCAAGGCGAGGGUUUGCGCAGCACAGUGAGCAGUGAGAGCGUACUGACUGACCUGAGUGAGCAGGAAAUCACGGAGAUCUCCUCACUCCACAGUGAGGACUCGGCCUCCGCAAUGCCUGACUCUAUAUCCAUGGCGUCCCUCUAUGCUUCCUAUCAACCACCGAGGGAACUUCCUCAUUACAACUCCCUUCCCAUUAAAAGCAGCCGCCAUGGGCAAGGAGGAAAGAGUAAAGCCAAAGAGUUUCUACGCAAAAUGGAGCUGAUGCGUACCUGGGGGCCAUCGACAAGGAGGAAAAGCUCAAAUCGGAGACCGCAGCUGGUCAUCAGUGAGCCGGUGUUACAGGGGGAGGAGCCUCAUGCGCUUCAAAUGCUUCAGUGUACUCCCAUCAGCCAAUUAGAAAACAGCCCAAAACACAACCAUCAAACAGAUGGCGAUGAUCCCCCUGUUUCUGACAACAAAACAUCUAAAGUCCAGAUCAUGCUAAAUGUGAGUCCAAGCAAAGAGACUGUAGCGCUGAUUGUUCAGGAGCCUGCAUGUACAAAACCGCGCACUGCCAGCAAGAGAAGCAGCAUGUACCUGGAGGAUAUGGAGUUGCCUUCUCAGGGUAAGAGGACUGACGGUCAGAACCAGUUUGGCAGAAACCAAUUUCGCUCAUAUGAAAACCUCCUCAUUCACAUCCCCAAAGACCACAAGCCAGGCACUUUUCCCAAAGCUCUGUCCAUUGAAAGUCUGGCACCUUCCCCCGGUGACAGGAACAAUAAUCCCCAGUCACACAGCCAAACUUCCCCAAAUGAAAAUGGCCUGGGCGAACCUUUAUCUAAACCUGCCUGCCCUGGAGCUCCGAGAGGCAGCAGGGUGAGUGUUUACGACAACGUGCCAGGCUCCCACCUUUAUGCCAGCACAGGGGACCUUCUAGACUUUGAAAAGGAGGACAACCUGUUUCCUCACUUAGACGACAUCAUCCAGCACGUCAGUGGCUUGCAGCAGAUUGUAGACCACUGGAGCCGCAGUGUUUUGCCCGAGGGGGAGGCACUGGAGGGAGUAGAGCGAGGGGAGGGCAGGGCCACCCCCAGCGAAGGUGAGAGAGACGGGGUCUCCCUAAAUGACACCGAUUCAACAGGGACCAGUCGGGAGAGGCGGGACUCUGGAGUUGGGGCCUCGCUCACAAGACCUCGUCUCCGAUGGCCAAGUUUCAGAACGUCUGAUCAUCUCAACCAGCCAGCAUCUUCACUGCAGAUCAGCAGCCAGUCGGCGGGCCAGCUGAGCCUGCUGCAGAAGUUUUCUCUGCUCCGCCUGACCGCCAUCAUGGAGAAAUACUCCAUGUCUAACAAACAUGGCUGGACAUGGUCCGUGCCUAAGUUUAUGAAGCGUAUGAAGGUCCCAGACUACAAAGAGAAGAGUGUGUUUGGCGUUCCUCUGAUUGUUCAUGUCCAGCGCUGUGGGUUCCCACUUCCUCUGUGUUUACAACAGGCCCUCAGCCACCUCAGGACUUACUGUCUGGACCAGGUGGGAUUGUUCCGCAAGUCUGGUGUAAAGUCCCGGAUUCAGGCUUUGAGGCAGCAGUGCGAGUUGUCCCCUGACUGUGUAAACUACGACGACCAAUCUGCAUAUGAUGUGGCUGACAUGGUCAAACAGUUCUUCAGGGACUUACCCGAACCUCUGCUUACAAGCAAACUGGGGGAAACUUUCCUGCACAUUUACCAAUAUGUUCCAAAAGAACAGCGGUUGCAGGCUGUCAGGGCAGCCAUAUUGCUGAUGCCUGAUGAGAACAGGGAGGUUCUGCAGACUCUGCUCUACUUCUUGCGGGACGUCACCUCCUUGGUGGAGGAGAACCAGAUGACGCCGAUGAACCUCGCUGUUUGUCUGGGCCCAUCUCUGUUCCACCUCAGCAUCCUGAAGAACGAGACGCUGUCACCAAGGUCAAUCCAGAAGAAGUACGCUACAGGCCGUCCCGAUCAGAAAGACCUGAGUGAGAACCUUGCUGCCACACAGGGCCUGGCACACAUGAUCACAGAGUGCCAACAUCUCUUCCAGAUCCCAGAGGAAAUGGUGACCCAGUCCCGCAACUCCUACAUGGAGGCUGCGCUGAUGGUGCCCCCACUGGAGGAGCUUUGCAAGGUCCAGGAGGAGGAAGAUGUGGAUGAGGAAGUGGAAGAAGAGGAUGAGGAAGCAUCCUACAAUGCACACAUAGAAGGGCUGAUCCAGAACUUGCUGAAAGAGGCCAAGGACAAGAGUAAAGGCUGGGUGUCCCGCUUGUCUUCUGACAACACGGAGCUGACAUUUAAAAAGGUUGGAGACGGGAAUCCUCUGAGGAGGUGGCGAGUUUGUCUGGAGGUGUCAGCGUCUCCCUCUGAGGUCCUGCAGCGGCUUCUGAAGGAGCGCCUGCUGUGGCAAACGGAGCUCCAGCAGGAGAAGAUUCUGGAAACGUUGGACAAACAAACAGAUGUGUAUCAUUACACCUGCUGCAAUAUGGCGCCUCACCCGUGCUAUGACUAUGUGGUACUAAGAUCAUGGCGUACAGACCUUUGUAAAGAAUCCUGUGCGCUGGUGUGCGUGUCCGUCGAGCAUGAUGACAGCCCACGUGUUGGAGCUGUGAGGGGCGUUGUGCUGGAGUCACAAUAUCUCCUUGAGCCCUAUGGGACGGGGAAGACCAGGCUCACACACAUCUCCAGAGUUGAUCUCAGGGGACGAUCUCCAGAAUGGUACAACAAAGCGUUUGGUCAUUUGUGUGUUAAUGAAGCCCAGAGGAUCCGCUCCUCAUUCCUCCCAGGCGAUCAGAGUCCUGAGGCGAAGAAUUGAGCUUCAAACAUAAUUCUUCAUCCUGGAAACCAGUUUAAUCACCCAGGCGAUCUUUUCUUGGUGCUAAGUUCUGCUCAGACAUGGAAUCAGUAAUUUGGGGCUUUUAAAGAUUUAUAAGACCCAUCCAAUAUGGGUUUUGAGUAAAUUGAUUAUAAAACAAAAACCGUCAGUGAUUUUUGACAGGAAUAACUACAUACACUAGUUCAAAUUAUGUGUACAUUUUCUGUGAUAAACACAAGGUCCAAAUUAUCAGGUCAGUAUUGGUAAUGUAAUUGCUUUUAAGCCUUGUUCCUGCACUGUCUUAAACAGUUCAGUGUUCUCUGGUUUACAGCCUCGCCUUCGCUCCUCAAAGCAAUCUUCAAUGUAGAUGUGGAACAUCUUCCGGUUAAAAUUAAGCUUGAACCUUGAUGGGUGUUAUUAUGUUUUUUUUAAAAUCAACAUUCAAACCAAUUUUGCAACAUUCAAACCAAUUUUUAAACCAAUAUAUUAAUGAAAAACAGAGGCCAUGCCACAAAGCCGUUCACUUUAAACAAACUUUGCCAGUUAUGCCAAGAGGAGUGAUCAAUUCUCCAGCCAGAAUAAUGGCAAAUAAUUAUAUAUUUGUAGAAUAAAAAGGGUUGCUCAUUUCCAAUUUGUCCUAUAUUAAACCCCCCAAAUUAAAAUGAUGUUAAUAUCCAUGAUGAGUAGAUGUAAACUUCUGACUUGGAUUGUACAUUAUGCUGACUGGGCACAUAGAAGAAAAGUGUUUUUAUUUUUAUUUCCAGGUAUUUUUCGACAUAAUAUUUUAAUGUAUAAUAUAAAUUAUGAUAUUGCUUUUCAGUCACAAUUUCAAGAUUAUUUCCAGUUGUGAAUGUGUUCAAUCAUCAGAAUUGCAAUUUACUUUGCAAGUACUUGUAGCUAAGUGCAUAAUGAAAAGGAUGAUGUCUUGUAGAUAGAAAGCAAAUUCCCUAUUUAUUGCUUUGAUUUGUUCUACCAAAUACAUAGCAUUUAUUUUUAACAUCUUGAACAAACAAAACAAUGAGAGAUUAUGAUAUAACGCUUUAUUCCCCAUUGUACUUAUCUACAAUUUACAUAUCAUGUAAAUUUAUUUUCAAAUUAACUGUCUAUGGAAGCUCAUAUAUUAUUAAAAUAAAGAUUAUUUAUUACUAUUACAUUUCUCAAUAUUUGCGAAAACAUCACAAGUCCUGCUUAUUCUAUCAAUCUUAGAUUUAUUUUUAAAUUAAUCUGUAAAAACAGGUCUUGCUCACCUGUAACUUGACUUUAUACCAGUGAACUCUUUACAAAUAACAUGGGAAUAUGAUGUAUCUCCAGCUUUAUCUUGAUGAUAUGCCAAAUCAUUGCUCCAUUUGCACUUACAAAAGUAUCAAAGUAAUUACAUAAAAAUAUCAGAGCUCUUUUAAAAGAAAAACAAAAAACAAAAUAUGGAUACAUGUCAGCACUGUGUUGUAAAAAGUCCACUUGUUUCAUGUCCACACAGAGUCCUGAACCACAUUGAAGGGGACGCAAUCACUGGGUCCAUAAAUGUGUUUUUUAUAUUUUACGUACGCUUUCACAGAUGAUUUCCCUUUUCAGUCCCCACUUUCAGUGUUAAUCUUAUUCAAAGGUGUUCUUUUAUCUCUGUAUAUGGUAUUAUGGUGGAUUUUUUUCUCUUUUGUGUUAUACAAUGUCUAAGACAUGAGACCAUUUCACUGCUUCUGGGAAGCAUGUUUGAAACUUAGCGUGUGUGCAUGGUUGUGCCCGUGUAUCUGCAUUUCAAACACACUUACAGCCUGUACUGUAAACUCUCUGCAGCGCUCUCUGUGCCAUCACAGCUCUUCAGCGUCUUCCUAUCAUAUUGAUAAGCUGAAACGUGAAAUUUCCACACACCAUCCGUAGGGAAGCAAUAGAGGAAAACUCGCUCCACUGUGGUACUGCCCUGGCUUUAAUGUUUGUUUCCACUGUAGGCAGCAUUGCCAUGGUGUUGCUAUGAUAUAAUAUCUCCACAGUGCCACCAUAAUCCUCGCGUGGAUGCCUUUUGCUGGGUGACAGUGGCGCGUGUGCAUGUGUGUAAGAAAGGAUUGAGAGACUCUGACGUGAGACCUCCGCUGUUUGUGGAGAGGUUCCAAACUUAGCUUAGAGCUGGAGGAUUUAUGCUUGUUAUUUUUGACAGUGACUGAAAACAAAGCUAUUGUUUCUAAAGAGGAGAAUAAAAAUUUAAAAGUGCA
This is a messenger RNA of Poeciliopsis prolifica (blackstripe livebearer), 6061 nucleotides long. It is a transcript of the gene stard13a, whose product is annotated as StAR-related lipid transfer (START) domain containing 13a. Gene Ontology annotation, biological process: actin cytoskeleton organization; signal transduction; regulation of Rho protein signal transduction. The transcript is spliced from 14 exons. Bases 699 to 3857 code for a protein of 1052 amino acids. Lineage: Eukaryota; Metazoa; Chordata; Actinopteri; Cyprinodontiformes; Poeciliidae. Gene Ontology annotation, molecular function: protein binding; lipid binding; GTPase activator activity. The record is from RefSeq and is a predicted model, not a curated record.